Antrostomus carolinensis (chuck-will's-widow) is the source of this 475-nucleotide messenger RNA. RefSeq names its product C-X9-C motif containing 2 (gene CMC2). The transcript has 3 exons. The record is from RefSeq and is a predicted model, not a curated record. Gene Ontology annotation, cellular component: mitochondrion. NCBI's taxonomy places the organism in Eukaryota, Metazoa, Chordata, Aves, Caprimulgiformes, Caprimulgidae. The coding region runs from base 62 to 289 and encodes 75 amino acids.
GGCAGGUGGAAGUUUUCUCAGAUUCUUGUCCUUGUACUACUAAAAUUGUCCCUAACUAAAGAUGCAUCCAGACCUGUCUCCUCAUCUGCACACUGAAGAAUGUAACCUAAUUAUCAGUCUGCUCAAGAAGUGUCACAAGGAGCACAACAUUUUGAAAUUUUUUGGCCAUUGCAAUGAUAUUGACCGUGAGAUGCGGAAGUGCUUAAAGAAAGAGUAUGAAGAAAACAGGGCCAGGAACCAGGCCAUACGACGGAGGGUAAUUGAUGCUCACAAAAACCCAGAGAAGUGAGCUGUACUGCAGUUGGACAGCUGCAUCUCAAUAGGGACACUCAGUUGAAAGUUGACAGAAUACUUCUUUCCCAUCACCAGGGCUCAGCCUGUGGUUUGUGAGAUUAUGAAAAAAUAAAUGCAGCUAAUACAUAGUCAUUCCCAGCAAGGAAACAACACGGGGGAAAAAAAUAUAAUAAAUGAUCAC